AUGACGCUAGCCCACCAGCAAGGCCUGAAUCAAGGCAGCUCCGUCGAAGCCACGAUCCCAGACCAGCUACCAGCAUAUCAUCCGGCCCGCCUAUUCCCUUACAUCAAUCGCAACUGUCUUCUUGAACCAGACAACGUGAUCCACAAGUUCAACUACACUUCCCCGACAACGAAUAAUGGCCCCUUCACGCCCGAAGAAAAACUGAUCUUCACCCUCGCCUUCGCCUCCACGCCCAAGACCUUCGAUCAAAUCGCUGCGGUCCUCCCAGGCCGGACGAGGGAGGAUUGUAUUUGGUAUUACUACGCCCAUAAAUGGGACGGGAGGUUCAAGAUCCAGACGAUGGAGAAAUCGGUGCAGCAAGCUCAGAGUCGGCGGCACGGCGGACUAGGCCAAGCUGUCGUGGGCACCGCGACUGAAAUCGUGAGGUUCAAGAUGUCGUAUUUUAUCCCCGAGCACGGCGGAGAUGACCAGACAGAGAGUGUUCUCAGCGUACGCGACAUCUUCACUGAAGCGUACCUGCAGCGUAAGUGGAAACGAGACGUCCCGCCUAUCCAUCAGGAGAUCGACCGCUUAAGUGCGCUGAAUCCAGCAACAGCCAAAGCCUGGAACAAAACACCAGUAUGGAGCACAAUCCCAACCACGCUCCUCCGUCGACCAGCCCUAGAAAUCCUACGUCUGAGCGCCAAAUCACCAGAUCGGCCCCUGACAGAUCAGAAACUCUGCUCAUGGUUGCGAUCCGUCGAUGUCCUGCCACUGAUCAAAAGAUGGAAAACCGAAUGCCUAGACGACCCAGCCAUCUUCCGAGAUCUCCAGCGCACACUAUCCAGCUCCGAAAAGCCCUGGGACGAGGAGGCGGUGCGAGUAGCGACUCUCGCCCUGGUCGGCCGAAACAACAACCGCAACAGCAACGGUACCAGGACGACGCAGAUCCAAGUAGAGCCACCACAAUCCCACUCCUCCCUAACAAUCACCGCCAAAUACGCCGCCCGAGUAGCCCACGGCAAUACAGCUCUCUGGACCACCUUCGCGCCACCAACCCCGAUUACUAGCACGACGGAUGCUCUAGACCGCCAUCUCCUCGCCACAUUAGUACUUUUCACAGCCUACGCCGACAUCCUACGGCACGGGGAGUGCGGUUUCUUCGGUGUCUUACUCCAGAGUCCCUUAGUGGGGAUGCUCAAGACGGGUGUCCGGGAGAAAUGGGAGACGAAGUUUUUGAUCCGAAGUGAGGUCGAGGAAGCCGCUGUUGUGGAGGGAGUGUUGCAGCAGCUCCCGAUUUGGAUGCCUCCUGUGGUGAUGGAUGGGCGGCCGAUACGAGAGGUCGAAGUGUUAGCACGAGAGGAGGAUCGGCAGGGGUCCAGGACCAUAAGGGCGCAGCGUGAAGUCGUCGGCGGGGUACAAAGUAUCGAGGUCACGAGACUGAAGGGAACGCUGGCUCGAAGGCGUCAUCGUCGUCCAUAG
Messenger RNA from Recurvomyces mirabilis, 1461 nucleotides. RefSeq lists its product as uncharacterized. The coding region runs from base 1 to 1461 and encodes 486 amino acids. The transcript is spliced from 2 exons. NCBI's taxonomy places the organism in Eukaryota, Fungi, Ascomycota, Dothideomycetes, Mycosphaerellales, Teratosphaeriaceae. The record is from RefSeq and is a predicted model, not a curated record.